UCUUUUCUCAGGUGACAGAUCACCAGACAGGGCCCUGAUCGAGCUUACUCAACACAGUCCUGUCCGCCUUGGCUGGAAUGACGGAAGGGCCACCUGUCCCCAGUGGCACAGGGGAGGAGACGCAAGCUGGCUUUUAUGUUUUAGAGCCCACAUAUCUAAGGAAGUCUCGUCUGGGUGAAUGGGACAGUGGGCUCUUAGGUCAGCGAUGCUGGCUGUCUCUGCAGUCUCUGCCCAAGAGUACUUUCCCAGGGUCCAUGAAAAUACUCAGAGCCCAUUAGGACAUUUUACUUAUACGCUAUUUCCAGCUGUCCGAGGAGUUCAGGACUGUCUGCCCUGGGGCCCUUCUCAAGAUUUCCAUUCGGGAUUAGCUACUCGAAGCAUAAAAUAACAGAAAAUACAUCUUUUCAUCCCUGCUGAAAACCGUUUCGGGCAUAACUGACACACAGAAAGCUGGACACAGGCUGGCGCUGCUUCCAGACCCGGACUUCUCCCCCGCUGCGGUGGAAGGCUGGCUCCUCAGACUUCCAGGGGGUGGUCCUCAGCUUGGCGUCCCGCGUUCUCGCUAUGGAGAGCUCCCUCUCCGGCCACUCUGCGAGGCUAGUUGACCCGGCAGGCGCGGAUCAUGAGCAACUGCAGGAGAAUGAAGACUGGAGACGUGAUCAGGCCGAACCAGAGCUCCCGAGUCUGCUCCACCAGCUUCUGGCACAACAACAUUUCGAAAACAAACUUGAGGCUAAGAACCGUGAGGAUCCAGAAGAGGCGGAGCACGGCCAGCCGCUUCUCUCCGUCCUGGAAGAGGCGCACCGACACGAUGGUGGUGAAGUAGGUGCUGAGCCCGUCAGCGGCGAAGAAGGGCACGAACACGUUCCACCAGGAGAGGCCGGGGGCCAGGCCGUCCACACGCAGUGCCAGCAGCACGGAGAACACCAGCAGGGCCAGCAGGUGUACGAAGAUCUCGAAGGUGGCGAAGCCCAGCCACUGCACCAGCUCCCGGAGAGAAAAGAGCAUCGCGCCGGUCGAGCGCGGGCCGGGGCCCAGCCGAGAGCCCCUCCAACCGGGCCGCGCCUCUUCUCCCCGCGGGCUCCGUUGGCGCCUGCCGCGGCGAACGAGAGGCAACGAGCAGCCCCGCCUGCCCCGGCUCUCGGUCCCAGCCCGCCGCGGACCUCCAGACCCCGGCCCGAGACCCAGCGCUGGCCGCCAACGGACGCCCGCACCGGUCGGACGCCAUGCCCCGUCGGGCGCUGGCCAAUGACGUCACUUCCUGCAGACGCCGGAAGACGGAAGUCAGAGCCGGUCCCGAUCGCCUGCUCCGGUUCCUGGGUGCAAGGGUCUCCGGGGCGCAGAGACGCCCCGAUGCCGAGCCCACGGCUGCUGGUCCUCUUCGGCAGCCAGACGGGCACGGCCCAGGAUGUGUCGGAGAGGCUGGGCCGCGAAGCCCGGCGCCGGCAUCUCGAGUGCCGGGUGCAGGCGCUGGACUCCUACCCAGUGGCAAACCUGAUUAAUGAGCCCCUGGUGAUAUUUGUUUGUGCGACCACAGGCCAAGGAGACCCCCCUGACAACAUGAAGAGCUUCUGGAGGUUCAUCUUCCGGAAGAACCUGCCGCCGACUUCCCUCUGCCAGAUGGACUUUGCCGUCCUGGGCCUCGGGGACUCCUCUUAUGCCAAGUUCAACUUCGUGGCCAAGAAGCUGCACCGCCGGCUGCUGCAGCUCGGGGGCGCCGCCCUCCUGCCCGUGUGCCUGGGCGACGACCAGCACGAGCUGGGGCCCGACGCCGCCAUCGACCCCUGGCUGCACAGCCUGUGGGAGAAGGUGCUGGAGCUGCUCCCCGUGCCCCUCGGCCUCGGCGUGAUCCCCCCAGAAGUCCCUCUGCCGUCCAAGUUCACCCUGCGGUUCCUUCGGGAGGCCCCCGGGCCGGACUCCGAGGAGCGGCACGUGGCCGGGACGGACCCUCCGAGUCCCCCUUCCGAGCUGCAGCCCUUCCUGGCUCCCAUGGUCGCCAACCAGCGGGUCACGGGCCCCUCGCACUUCCAGGAUGUUCGUCUCAUCGAGUUCGACAUUGCAGGCUCGGGGAUCAGCUUUGUGGCCGGCGACGUGGUGCUGAUCCAGCCCGAGAACACGGCCCGGCACGUCCAGCAGUUCUGCCAGGUGCUGGGCCUGGACCCCGACCAGCGCUUCGUGCUGCAGCCUCGGGAGUCAGGUGCCCCCCACCCCGAGAGGCUGCCCCAGCCCUGCUCCGUGCGGCACCUCGUGUCCAAGUACCUGGACGUCGCCAGCGUGCCGCGGCGCUCCUUCUUCGAGCUCCUGGCCUGCCUGUCGCCCCACGCGCUGGAGCGGGAGAAGCUGCUGGAGCUCAGCUCGGCCGCGGGCCAGGAGGCCCUGCACGAGUACUGCACGCGGCCCCGCAGGACUGCCCUGGAGGUGCUGUCGGACUUCCCACACACGGCGGCAGCCGUCCCCCCGGACUACCUGCUGGACCUCAUCCCCCCGAUCCGGCCGCGCGCCUUCUCCAUCGCCUCCUCCCUGCUGGCCCGCCCGGCGAGGCUGCAGAUCCUCGUGGCUGUGGUGCAGUACCAGACUCGCCUCAAGGAGCCCCGGCGGGGCCUCUGCUCCUCCUGGCUGGCGUCUCUGGACCCUGGGCAAGGCCCAGUCCGAGUGCCCCUGUGGGUGCGGCCAGGGGGCCUGGCCUUCCCGCAGACUCCAGACACACCCGUGAUAAUGGUGGGGCCCGGCACUGGGGUGGCCCCUUUCCGAGCAGCCGUCCAGGAGCGAGUGGCCCAGGGUCAGAGGGGGAACCUCCUGUUCUUCGGCUGCCGCCAACGGGACCAGGACUUCUACUGGGAGGCCGAGUGGACGGAGCUGGAGGAGAGAGGCUGCCUGACCCUGGUCACGGCCUUCUCCCGUGAGCAGGAGCAGAAGGUGUACGUGCAGCACAGGCUGCGUGAGCGCGGGCCGCUGGUGUGGGAGCUGCUGGACCGUUGGGGCGCCUGCUUCUACCUGGCAGGCAACGCCAAGUACAUGCCAGCAGAUGUGUCCGCAGCCCUGACGUCCGUCUUCCAGGAGGAGGGCGGGCUCUCGGGCCCCGACGCCGCCGCCUACCUGGCCCGGCUGCAGCGCACGCAGCGCUUCCAGACCGAGACGUGGGCCUGAGGAGCCGCCGGCCCCUGACCGCUGCCCUGUCAGACUCUGCCCGGCCUCUGUCCCCAGCUGGCCUUCCCCCACUGGCCCGACCUCGGGUCCUGCUUGGGGCGCUGACCCAGGAAGGCACCGGCUCCCAGCGGGCCUCAGGGAGCUUCCCCGACCACCAGCUUCCAGACGGCGGAGGGAUCCGGGGUGCAGGGUCCGUGGCAGAGCCGAGUGCCCCCUCCUCUGCCCUGGGCGACAGUGGGCUCCCCCUCAUCCUCUGCCACGCGUGUGCCACUGCAGCCACCAGGCGCCCCCAGGGCCCCUCGGGGCCCCGGUGCAGGCAGCGAGGCCCCGGCCAGCACACGCCACCCUCACCUGGCUCCAGGGAGUCUCGGCAAUAAACGGCGGGUGCAGGGCAGCU
Messenger RNA from Phyllostomus discolor (pale spear-nosed bat), 3544 nucleotides. It is a transcript of the gene NDOR1, whose product is annotated as NADPH dependent diflavin oxidoreductase 1. The coding region runs from base 565 to 3147 and encodes 860 amino acids. NCBI's taxonomy places the organism in Eukaryota, Metazoa, Chordata, Mammalia, Chiroptera, Phyllostomidae. The record is from RefSeq and is a predicted model, not a curated record. Gene Ontology annotation, molecular function: flavin adenine dinucleotide binding; FMN binding; NADPH-hemoprotein reductase activity. The transcript is spliced from 14 exons. Gene Ontology annotation, cellular component: cytosol.